AUGUCGAACCUGGGAACAAGCAAGGAGCUUCCAAAAAACGAGGUCUCGAAGGAUACAAGUACCAAAGACUUGCCUCCUUCACAAGAAAUAUUCGCAACUCCGACAAAUGAGCAUUUCUUGACGAAAUAUUCUUAUCAUGAUCUCAAUUAUCUCGAGCACGAGAUCAGAUUGGUCCACGUAUUCAAGAAACCUGGAAGUGAUUUGAUCCACGGCAAUCUUCUCCCACCACAGAAGCUCGCCGACAUUAGCGGCAAAUAUCACACAAUAUCCUACUGCGCAGGUAGCGCCAAAAACACCAGACCUAUGAUCUUACAAGGACUCGAGUUCAAUGUCUUUGCCAAUCUAGGCUGUGCUCUUCAAGAGACCCUGGCAUAUUGGAGCACUACCAAGUAUUCUGAGGACGACUGCAUUCUUUGGAUUGACCAGAUAUGCAUCAAUCAGCACAAGUAUGUCAAAGGUUGGAAUGCCUUUUACGAUCUACUUGAAUGUCCAUGGUGGAGCCGGGCUUGGAUUCGUCAGGAGUUUGCUUGUUCCCAAACUGCAGUCUUCUUAUAUCACAAGGAAGCCCGCAAAUUUUCCGAGUUGUCGUGGCUCCAAGCCAUCUGCCAUUCAGAUCUAGUCACCAACCCCCAUCACCCCGAGAAGCUUUUUCCCGAACUUUCACCAUCGAGAAGCGAGCUCAAGAAAGAAAUGAAAACUCUCACCAACCGACACUAUCGCACUCUGGAGACUUGUCAUGUUGCUCGGUUCUUACUUCUUCAAAAGACAUUGUUGGGAAAUGGUCCGAUAGAGUGCAAUAUGGAUUUUAAGAAGUUGGUCCUGGAUGCUCGUCAUUCCAAGGCCACUGACCCCCGAGAUAAGAUCUUUUCCCUCCUGGGACUUGCUCACCCGGGAUACAACAUCACGCCCAAUUAUUCCAAGUCUAAUACUCUCUCACACGUACUGAUUGAUACUGCAGUCAAGGUAAUUCUUUUCGAGGGAGAUCUCAGCAUACUUUUACACGCGCUUCAACUUGCCAAGGCACCCUCAUGCCAAUUACCAUCAUGGGUGCCUGAUUGGACUUCCUCGACUGUUUCAACACUCUCUGUUUUUGAACACUCGGAGAACUUUCCACUCGCUAGUAUCACCACUCAGAUCAGACGAGAUGCCAUUGGUUCCAUCAGAUUUGGUAGGAGUACUGAUGGCGGCCAGAACACUGUUCUACUUGUAAAGGCGCUGCGCCUCAGUAUCUUGGAAACAUUCUGCAAGGAGCUCCCGAGUUUUGGGGGCAAACGCUUCAUCUUAGAAGGUGGGGGUCGCCUCCAAUGCCGGAAUGAAGCUGAACUGGGUGAUGAAAUCUGGCUGCUCAUGGGCACAUCCUGUCCUUAUGUACUCCGUUCUACUGAGAAAGGAUACAAACUCAUCAGUGAGGUCGUUGCGAUAGAUGGCCAAAGUCCCCAGUCGCCCUUUGAAAGGGAACGACACAGGAUGCGGACAGGGUUUGAGGUGUUGGAGGAAAUUUCAAUAAUUUAG
This is a messenger RNA of Fusarium oxysporum Fo47, 1512 nucleotides long. RefSeq lists its product as uncharacterized. The coding region runs from base 1 to 1512 and encodes 503 amino acids. The record is from RefSeq and is a predicted model, not a curated record. NCBI's taxonomy places the organism in Eukaryota, Fungi, Ascomycota, Sordariomycetes, Hypocreales, Nectriaceae. The transcript is spliced from 2 exons.